GCAGACUCCUAGCAGGAAGAAAAAAACGUCGACACAGUGAAUAACAAGUUGGGGAAACGUAAACUCGUAGUAAACUGGUCGUUUAUUCGACGCAAGGGCGGAUUUUUGCUUAUUUCCUGUUGGUUUUUCAGGAGUAUUUGUUGAGAGGUGAAGCCGUCGUGUAACAGAAACGGACCCCGCUGGUCGACAUGUUUGUCAACGGGCUGCUCUCGGUGGCUUUGUUCUUCCUCGCAGCUACAGGUGUUAGUGGCUUUUCAGUCACUACUUCCAAUGCAGAUGUGCGCGUGAAAGAAAAUGCAGGGACUGACCUUACAUGCUCGUAUUCACCCGACUUUGGUUCAAAUGCUAGAGUUGAGUGGAAAUAUAUGGACCAGAAAGGCUCACAGGCGUAUGUGAUUUUUGAUGGGAAGCCAACAACGCCAUAUGCCGACCGAGUCACAAUGUACGGUAGUAAUCUGAGAUUCACCAAAACAACCCGUAAAGAUAAUGGAGUGUACGACUGUGAGGUGUCUGGCAACGGCCAGCCAGGGGAGGUCAGAGUAAAGCUGACUGUUCUGGUGCCUCCGUCUCCGCCCUUGUGUAGGGUUCCCACCUCGGUGACAACGGGCAAUACGGCCUUCUUGUCUUGCCAUGACAGUGACGGCUCACCUCCGCCCCAAUACAAGUGGUACAAAAAUGGCGUCCUUUUGCCCCCUGAACCUUCCAAGAUUGCUGGCUUCCAAAAUGCCACCUACAGACUGAAUACAAACAAUGGCGACCUGGAGUUUCCCGCCGUAACCAAGAUGGACUCAGCUCAGUACUACUGUGAGUCUUUCAACGAAGCCGGUCCUCCUCAGCGCUGUAAAGCUAUGCAAAUGGAAGUCCGUGACAUCAACACUGGAGGAAUAGUUGCUGGCGUAAUCAUUGUUCUGUUGCUUCUGGUCCUACUGGGAGUCGGCAUUUGGUACGCCCACAAGAAAGGAUACCUGCCCAAGAAGAGUGAAAGCAAACCAAAGUCCAACGUGGUCUACCAGCCCCCAUCAUUAAACGGUGGUGACGAUGAAGAUGGGGAUUUCAAACAGAAGUCAUCAUUCGUGGUAUAGUCUGUAAUAAACACCAGGUCACACCAGGACAACACCUCUGUUUUAAAUGUCUCAGCGUGGGGUUUUCCUCAAGGUUUUAGUGACGCCUUUCUGUUGAUGUGCUCCAAAGUUGCAGCUUUUAAGAGACCAGUGUGAUUGUUUGAGUUGACCGGAACACUUUACCCUCUCAGAUUCAUCCACUUGUGGGUUUGAAGUAUCAAGGUUUUGGGAAUAAUUUACUACCGACUGGCUUUCUUUUUACCGUAAUGUUGCUCCCAGUGACCCAUUUGUAGCCUGAGACAUUUUCCCACUUAUGUUUGGAGUGUAUGUUUCUGUGCGUUUCUGAUUGUUUUUGUGGUUCCAAUUAACAGAACUAUUUUUUGUUGUUUAAAUGAUGCAUCUGUAUGUAAACAUGUGAAAUGGUAGAGUAGACAUCAUGUCCUCUGCAACCGCAGUGUCUUGACUAUUUUUACCAUCUUAUUUUUAUUUUACUGACCAUCACCUUAAUGUCCUCCAGUCAGACUAUCUUACCGUCAAUGUCUCUGAGCUGAAAUGUUGACAGCUCUAAUAUCAAAGCAAAAUCAUAGCUGAGUGUCUGUGUGAUGUUUUAUCUUUUUGAACAAACUACAAAACUGUAAUGUACAAUAUUCCUUUUCUAUUAAAGUUUAUUAAGUGUAUCUUUCUUGUAAAUAACAAAACAGUUUUUACAUCUUUAAUUUAGAUACAAUUAAAUCUUCCUGCUAUUAACUACAAACUCUAUUACUGCUUUUAUGACAUUAAUAUUUUAGGUGCACAUUCUCUGGGGCUUAUCAUUUGUAGAAAUAAGUUGAAGCAAACAGAUGUAUGAGAUGAUUUUAGAGAGAGUGUAAGUUAAUGACCAAGUGUCAAACAAUGUUUUAAAUGACAAUAAUGUAAUCUUAUCAUAGUGAUUCAUUAUAUAGACGUGAUGGCCCUAAAGUGACUUUUCUCAGGUUGUGUUCAAGUUGUUUGAUAAGUUUAUAGAAUUUAUCAGGUACAAUAUUUAAAUUCGUAACGUUUUCUACACUGCUUGACCUUCCCUUCAUAGGAAUUUUAGAAUUGAUGAAUCAGCAGAUGGUUGUAUCUUUGCUUUACAUAUUGGUUAAUAAAAUGUUGUUGUUAAA
Molecule: messenger RNA, 2203 nt
Organism: Morone saxatilis (striped sea-bass)
Lineage: Eukaryota; Metazoa; Chordata; Actinopteri; Moronidae
Gene: f11r.1
Product: F11 receptor, tandem duplicate 1
Exons: 10
Coding region: 189-1082 (297 amino acids)
Biological process (GO): cell adhesion; intestinal absorption; establishment of endothelial intestinal barrier
Cellular component (GO): bicellular tight junction
Source: RefSeq, a predicted model, not a curated record